UCUGCAGACUCGUUGCUUCAAGAGAAACCGUUGGAGAAACCAGAAGACUCUGAACCAGAACCGUCUGCUGGUCCGGAUCCUUCUGCAGUCCCUGAGGUUCCUCAGAUGUCUGAAGACCUGCAGCCUGACAAAGAUCCAGAACCUGCUGAUCCACCGUCUUCUACCACAUUUGAUUCCGACUCCAAGACCCUGAGCAGCGCCGAGUCUUCAGACGAGGACGAGAGGGAGGCGGCGGAUGGCGAGUCCAGUUCUCCCAGUAUUCUGCCGUCCUCGGUGCUGGACAAGGCCAGCGCCAUCGCUCAGCACUUCACCAGCAUCAAGAGAGGCAGCCUGGCCCAGGACGACGCCCGGUCCCUGGGCUGUCCGUCCCCUCGUUUACCCAGCAGGACCGGCAGCAUGCUCAGCCUGCGGUCCGAGUCGGCCGACCGCCCGCUGCGCCUCAACAGCAACUCCUCCGACCCGCCCGAGGCGUUCGGCGGAGCGGACCUCAGUCUGCUGUCCCCCAGGGACGACAGCCUCUUCGAGCCGGACCGCAGCGUUCGGCGCAGGCGGGACUCCACCCUGUCCAAGCAGGACCAGCUGCUCAUCGGGAAAAUCAAGAGCUACUACGAGAACGCCGAGAACCAGGACGCCUCGUUCGGCCUGCGGCGCCGGGAGAGCCUGACCUACAUCCCUUCAGGCCUGGUCCGGAGCUCCGUCAGCCGCUUCAACAGCAUCCCCAGAGUAGAGACGGCCCAGUCCAAUCCUCCGGCUUCAGCCCAGGAUCUGGAUCCUCUCUCCACUCAACCGGCUGAGACUAAGGACCUCUUGGUCUCCAGUCAGUCUUUGGACUCGAUGAAGUCCGAUCUGUUGAGCAGCGACUGCGAAGAACCGCACAGGUUCCGGCCGACACACGAAGAUCUGUCAGAGGAAGAGUUCAGAUCGUCAUCGGAGAUGAUUAAGAUCUGGCAGGCGAUGGAGCGACAGAUCUCCAGAUCCCAAAGUGAAGACAGGGAAUCCAGUCGAUCCAGAGAGACUGUGAAGCCCUCCAUCUCCGCCGGCGUCAGCAGCUUAACCCGGACCAAGAGCUGCGACCCCGACCUGGGAAACUCCGACCUCAGCGCCGUCACAGAGGACUCCUUCAGUCCCUCACUGCCAAAGACCAGAACCGCGCUCAGCCGGGCCGGAAGUCAGACCAGCACCUCCAGAAGCUUCAGGGAAGAGACGGCGACACUGCGAGCCCCGGUGCCCCGCGUGGCGCAGCUGAGGGCCGAGGCCGGCGGCGACAAACCCGCGGAGGAGACGGAGCAAACGGACGAGGUGGACAGAGCCGAGAGCAAAGUUCUUCUUCUGGCUCGUCGCUACAGCCAGCGGAUCAGAUCCUCCAGUCCGGUGGUCCGACAGCGGAGUCCGGCCGGCCCGUUCAACAGGAAGACUCUGGCUUGUGUGGUGGAGGAGAAGGAAGGCUCAGGGAAGCCCAGCCUGACUCUGCCUCUGGGUCCUAAGGUCCAGUCCAAGUCUCUGCCGCUGAGCCCGGUGGACCCGGUCCAGAACCCGGGCGGCGGCGCUCCAGGCCACGCCCCUCUCAGCCCGCCGCCCCCCACCGAGGGUUUCAACUGGCCCGACGUGCGGGAACUCCGCUCCAGAUACUCCAGCGGCGGCGGCCGGAACCAGAACCGGCCUAUGAGCCGCAGCAGCACCAUCCCGGACCGCAUGUUGGACGUCGGCCUCAGGAGGCACUCCAGCGGAUCGCCCGGCCAUCUCCAUGACGACGGCGCGUCGUCAGGCCGACCCCGCGGCGGGCGGGCCGCGGCGCGGGACGAGCGAUCCAAACGGCUGCACAGGGCCAACUCUCUGGACCCGCGGCUCAGCCUGCAGCAGCUGGGCGACCUGCAGCGGAUCCGGCAGGCCGCCGGCCCCGCCGACCCCGGUUACUACAUCGCCGCCGAGGCGCCGCUCACAGACGACCCCGAACACAAGAUCAUCAUCAUGGAGAAGCUUCCAGAACCCGGGAACGGGGAGCCGGCAGAGGACGACGGAUACGUCCAGAUCCGCUCGCCGACCAGCCGGGAGAAGAUCUCCAUCAUGGCCGUCAUCGACCGCUGCCGCGCCUACCAGGACUCCGACGACUACAGGCUGAGGGACGCCGCCAAGACGGCGCCGCCUUCAGAGCAGGACGAGUCGCAGAAAACCCGACCCGACUCCGGGCAGAGCGGUCAGACGAGCAUCGUGAAAAACCUGAGGGAAAAGUUUCAGAACCAAACCUGAACCGAACCUUUCAGAUUCAGGACCAGAUCCAUCAUGAAUACCCAUCAUGCUCCACGUUGCUAUGGAAACGUCCUGAACCGGGUCGAUGGGUCAAACCAGCUUUUAUUCAUCCAGAGAAUUCAGGUCAAACGGAGAUUUAAUUUUUUUUUUAUUACGAGUCAUAAUGACCAGAGAAAAGUUUCAUGAAAAACAUUCGAUAAACAUCCAGACGUGAUUCUUUCCUCCAAAAACUCUUUUCAACGUUCAGCUGCUCUAAAUAACGACUUUAUUCUCAUUUUAACGUUUUUAAUAACUUUUUGUCGUACGACUUUUACUCCGACUUUUUUUCAAUCAAUCCAAUUUUAUAUGUAUUUAUAUAUAAACAUUUCAGCAGCGAGGCAUUUCAAACAUGACUAAAGUAAAAACAGCAGGUGACGGUGAAUAAACGGAGAAAGAGAUUCUGGAAAAAAUAAAGAUAAAAACAUUAAAACCCCUUUUAGAACUUCAGCUAAACGUCGUUUAUCUGGGCUUUACGUCAUUAAAACGUAAGCAGUGAGAAAUAAAAAGAAAUUAAUAAAUAGAUAACUGCUUUUAUCUUUACUUUUUAUCAUUUUAAGUAGUUUUUUUUUUUUCCUGAUGCUCCGUCGUACUUCGAGUUUCUUCGUCCUCCUCCUCAUCCUCACUCUGUCCAGCCAGUUCAACUUUAUUCUGGUUCUGGAAUAAAAUUAUUUUCUUAUGUCAAUAAAAUUAUCGCUUGAGGCUCUGAAACAUGAAACCAAAUAUUAUACAGGGUGUAUGUAUAUUUAUGAGCCUUAGACAUGAAUUGUAUGUUGAAAUGAAUAAUUCCUGAUGCUGAUGAUGAUCAGGCGUUUUAACUCUGGGCUGCAUGCAGUAGAUGAUUUAACUAGGACAAUAAAGAAUAAACUGAAUAUUUUAAGAGUAAAAAUAUGUAAAUUUAUAAUAUAAUUAAAAUAAAUGAUUUAUUUUGCUGCUUC
Molecule: messenger RNA, 3221 nt
Organism: Poecilia reticulata (guppy)
Lineage: Eukaryota; Metazoa; Chordata; Actinopteri; Cyprinodontiformes; Poeciliidae
Source: RefSeq, a predicted model, not a curated record